This is a messenger RNA of Gastrolobium bilobum, 1046 nucleotides long. RefSeq lists its product as uncharacterized. The record is from RefSeq and is a predicted model, not a curated record. The annotation marks the transcript as partial. Lineage: Eukaryota; Viridiplantae; Streptophyta; Magnoliopsida; Fabales; Fabaceae. The transcript has 2 exons.
GAACUCGAAACCUGAUUCUGCCGAACGGGGUUCCCCAUGCGGAAAAUAAUGAAAGCCCCAACCCCGUGAAUGCAACAAACCCGAACCAGGGAAACCAGGCUGUUGAUGGCCAAAAUUCUCAAAACCAUCUGGCACGAGCUAACAGCCAGGAGGACCGGGUUAGGACUCAUCCUGACCAGAAUGCUCAAAACAUCCGAGGACGAGUGGAACCCGGCGAAUACAGAAGGAAGUACAGCAGGGGGCAGUAUAACAACAGCCCUUUUACUGGUGAAAUACUAAACGCUGCCUUCCCGGAGGACUUUGACUCAGCACGCUUGCCAAAGUACGAUGGGAGCCAAGACCCACAGGUGUGGUUUUCAACUCUUCCUGCUAAUUCCAUAGGAUCAUUCGAGGAAUUCGAACAGAAAUUCCUCUUAAACUUUGCAACCAGCAAAAAGCAUCCCAAAUCCGAGUUCGCUCUCGAAAAGAUACGACAACAACCCGGAGAAACCCUCCAGAAAUAUCUUAAUCGGUUCAAAGACGCUGCAUUGCAGGUCCCCGGGUUGCAAGAGAAUGUUCACGUACACCUCAUUGUGGCUGGUUUGGAUGGCGCUUCCAGGCUAGCCAAGUCGGUCUACAAGGACCCGGUGAGGACAUUGGAGGAAUUCAGAACUCAUUCGAAGAAAUAUCUCGAACUGGAGCAAAUAGAGAUUGCAAAUGCGCAAUCUGAAGAGGGCAAAAAAGUAAGCCCGAGAAGGAGGAGCUCGGCCUUAAAGGGGAAAGAACGGGCGGAAUAUAAGAAAAAUGACCCACGCGCCAGAGUCCCGGACAUGAGGGAUCGGGUUGGAAGAUAUGACAAGUAUAAACCGUUGAAUGCGUCGCGCUCUCAAAUCUGGAGGGAAGUAGCAAUGACGGAAAUGAAGAAGGUGGACAGACCAGGGCCUAUAUUUGACAGAGGAGGUUUGGACAAGUCCAAAUACUGUGCCUUCCAAGAUGGGCCGGGUCACAGAACUGAUCAAUGCUGGGAUCUCCGAUAUGCGGUGGAGAAAUUUGUGAGAGAUGGAUGA